Laccaria bicolor S238N-H82 is the source of this 5553-nucleotide messenger RNA. RefSeq lists its product as uncharacterized. Lineage: Eukaryota; Fungi; Basidiomycota; Agaricomycetes; Agaricales; Hydnangiaceae. Gene Ontology annotation, molecular function: ATP binding; nucleic acid binding. Gene Ontology annotation, cellular component: cytoplasm. The transcript has 15 exons. The coding region runs from base 1 to 5553 and encodes 1850 amino acids. The record is from RefSeq and is a predicted model, not a curated record.
AUGGAUUUGGAGGAGUUCGAUGGCCUAGAUAAAAUAGCGCGCAACCCUACUUGGUCAAAAACCACCAACCUGGAUCCUGGCAGUAUUCUUAAGGAGGCUGACGAAAAAUGGUACAUAAAAGCAUCCCGUGCGGCUCGAUGGAUGGAUUUGCUGGGAGAUUAUGCUGGUAGUGAACCGUUCAUCAUCGAUGGUGAAUCCCUCUUGCAGAUCGUCCUCGAUGAUCCUCUGCUUGCGAUUGGUCGCGAAGAUGAAUGCAGCUUUCAAAUACUCCACGCCUACCACAGUCUUGAACGCCUUUUGGCUGAGUUUGUCCAACGGUCUGCAAAUUUCGACAUCGUUUUCUGGAGCGUCAAUCGACAUCUAACUUUGAAAACGGGCGAUUCGCAGUUCAUAGUUUCAUCUAGAUCCUUGGCGCGGGUGUUGCUGUUCAACCAUCUCUUGAAGCUGGACAUUCCAGUGCACUCUUUUAACGAUCUAGAUGAUCCUCUAUGGAAAAGAUACGAGGCGAUCAAGAAGCCAAUGUUUGUUAUGAUGAACGACGGCGGACUAUGUAAGGAUCGAAGGCCGUUUGCUGCUCAAAUUAUCUUGUGUCAACGUAUCUUUUUGUUCAAACUCCUCAAUCGAGGAUCUGCGGUAACCCUUCUAAAAGGUGCAGAGUAUCGCGAUUCAAAGAUCAUGUCGUUUGUCUAUGAACCGAGGUGGAACAUUCACGUGGAUGAUGUGUUCCCGGAGGAUUCAUUCUUAAAAGCACAAACAUCUUUAAACGACCGACUGUCCCGACAAGCUGGUUGCAAGCAUGCCCUACUCUUCGUCCCGGACCAAGAUUCAGUCCCAACAUCCACCACCGAAGUCGUCAACCAAAUUUCGCAAAGGCUAUUAAAGGAAUUACGCCGGAGCGUUCGCCCGGAGCUCCUCUACCUAUUCAUUGUUCACUGCCUCUUACUUCCGUCAUUGUCAGUGCGCGAACGAGCGCGAUCGCUAGAGGCUCUUCCUCUCGAGAUCACGUCCAUCUUAUCCCAAAAACUCCUACCCACAUUCUUCUUUGACGCCGCCCAAUUCCUAUCGUCAUCUCAUGCCGCAUUUGAUUUUGAUGGACGAGUCUUUAUCUCUAUGAUUAGAUUUCUCCUGUCCAAUCACUCUGUAAAUGUCGAGGACCUCAUUGGGCAGGCACUGUACCGGGAUUCUCAGCGGAUUUGGCAAGGGCUAGGUCUACCUUUACCCAACUUUUCCAGAUUUGCGCUACUGUUCCAGAUUCCUGUUCUUGUUGCCGAGCCAGCGUCAGUCCGACCACACAUCCGGAUACAGAGGCUGGAGGAGCAGAAGGGGGAAGGAGGAGAGCAUGACCAAACUCAGGGUCAGCAGAAGAUAGACCAGGAUCAGCGGAAGCAGGACCAGGAGGAAGACAGGAUGGAGGAAAUCGAGCAGAAGGGGGAAUGGUCGUGGGAGGACGAUGACGACGACGAAGUGAACGAAAAGGAAGAGGGACAGCAGGUGAAGGACGUGACGGAGGAAGAGGAGGUUGGAUAUUUCCACCUUCUUCCUUUUAGCAAUCCCGUAUUCGACGAGGAGCUAUCUUUGGUCCGGGUGCCUGUGAAGGCAAGCGUCGAGCCCGACCCACUCGGAUACUCGGACUUUGGUCAAGGAGUCUUGUUCUCGGAUACACAGCAUUGGCACAAUCAAAAGGCCAUUUUGCCCAGUCAUCUUGGUGGCGAGACCCCGAAGCCAGUCGAUGAGCGGAUGAAGCGUCGCCACCUCAGGUCCGAGCAGCGUUUCAUGAACUCGCUCCAAUCACAAGCAGCCACCAUCAUGGGGGCAGCGGGCAAGACUCUGCAGCAGAUCGUUAUCCCCGUUGUAGGGACUCGGGUUUCAUCUGUGGGUCACCUUCAAAACAUGAAAGAACAACGGGGAAGUAAGAAAGACAAGGCUCCAAAGUUAUCAUCAAAGGACAAGCUGCUGCAAUCGAUCAAGCAAAAGAAGGAAACCAUUCAGGACGACUCUUCUCAAACGUGGUGGAAAGAGAAACUUGCGUCUCUUUCUGGCAUGACGCUGUCUGAACGGAUCGAGGUGACAAAGGCUCUUUUCCGCAACAAGAGGAUGGACGAGGGCGCUUUAGCCUUGGAGUUUCGGCUUUACAGACUCAAUCUCGAGCUUAACAAGUGGAUUGAGGAGCCUAAACGAGAGUCGCCUGCCAUCCGAGAUCUGUAUACAGUCUCUGUCAUGCGGAUGGUGAAAGAUAUCGCCGAUCGAAAUGCCAUUACAGCGACAGCAGCGAAGAUCCUUUCCUCCGUUUUGACUGCUCUCGGUUUCGACAAAUUGGUUUCUCGUCUGUCACGAGAAACAGAUGGAUUGCAAGAUCGGCCUUUGAGCUUCCCAUUUGUCAAACUCGUCAAGUCGAAAACGAAUACCCCAUACUAUAAUUUUAUGUCAAUCACAGAGCAUCCCAUUGUUUGGCAGCUGCGCCUCUUUGGUGAAUUCAUGGACCGAAGCAUGGAUAGUCAACCUGAUACACGUGUUUCAUUCGAUCCCGAUGGAUGGCAACGUCAAGUGUUGGACUCCAUUGACAAUGGUCAUUCUCUUUUGGUUGUUGCUCCAACGAGUGCAGGAAAGACGUUCAUAUCAUAUUAUGCGAUGGAGAAGGUUCUGAGGGAAUCGGACGACGGAAUUCUCGUUUACGUGGCGCCGACCAAAGCGCUCGUCACACAGAUUGCCGCCGAAGUAUAUGCACGAUUCAGCAAGAGUUUAGUGGGCAAGAGUUGCUGGGCUGUGCAUACGCGCGACUAUCGGAUUCAUGACCCUCUGAAAUGCCAAAUUUUAGUAACGGUUCCGGAAGUGUUGGCGAUUAUGUUGCUCUCCCCGCCACUUGCUCGUGUAUGGACCCCACGAAUUAAGAGAAUUGUGCUGGACGAGAUUCAUUCGAUCGGCCAGCAACAAGGAGGUGCUGUGUGGGAACAGAUUCUCUUGCUGGCACCCUGUCCUAUCAUCGGUCUUUCAGCUACAAUAGGCUCCCCAGAAACCUUCAAUGCCUGGCUCCAGUCUGUUCAAGAGGCUCAUGGAUUCGAACACGCUUUCAUUGAGCAUCCACAUCGUUACUCUCACCUGCGCAAGUUCUAUUAUGCAAUUACUAGCGGAGAAAGAUUUACCAGUUUAGACGACCACCAAGCGACUUCGCGUAGCAGGUUCCUACAUCCUAUCAGCAUGCUUUUCCCAGGUAUCCGGUCACUCCCAAAUGAUCUUUCACUGGAGGCCAAGGACACGUUAUCCCUUUUCUACGCCCUACGUGCAAUUGAAAGUAACAUCAUCGAAGAAGAUCUACAGCAUCUGGAUCCGGUCAGUUACUUCCGGGCAACGCAAGGGCUCCUUCGGCAAGCCGACAUUUUGAAUUACGAAUCAGAACUGAAACAACUCCUCGCAAAGUUAAUUGCAUCGUCAGACCCGAGAGACGAAAUUUCACCCUUGACCAGUGUGAUUCGAACUCUACGGGAUCCAGUGAUAGCUCAGAUGUCUCUUCAGGAAUUGAAUUCUACGCCGUCGCGGACGAACUUCAAAGAGAGCCUGAUAGUUCUAUUAGCCGAUCUUCAUGUCAAGGAAGAGCUGGUAAGCAAGCUGCUCGCCAGCAAUCGCCCGCUAACAGAAUUCAUCCCACUUCAGCCCGCGAUCUUGUUCAACUUCGACCGCUCUGGCUGUGAACACUUGGCGCAAAUUUUAAUUGAAACAUUAGAACGUGCUGAAUCUGACUGGCGAAGGGAGAGCCCAGAGUGGAAGCAGAAGAUUAAAAGAUGGGAGGCCUGGAAGCAUCAAGCGAAAGAUCGCGAGCGAACAGCAAAAAGGCUGAUGAAGCAGAAGAAACCCGAUGGGGAGGAUCAUUUGGACGUCCCCACCCCAUCUUGGGAGAGUUCCUUUGACCCGUCCGACCCUUCGCAGGCGUUCUCUUUCACCUCCGUCCACACAUCCUAUUCGAAGGCAGAGCUUGCAAGGGACAUUCGAAAGAUAUCCUUUGCUAACAUCCCGGAGUGGGCCAUCAGCGCCUUGAAAAGGGGAAUCGGAGUCCACCAUGCCGGAAUGAAUAAGCAUUACAGGAGUCUCGUGGAAGGGUUGUUUCGACUGGGGUUUAUCCGUGUCAUCAUCGCAACGGGCACUUUGGCAUUGGGUAUCAACGCACCCACCAGGACAUCCGUGUUCUGCGGUGACUCGCCAUAUCUGACCGCGUUGAUGUAUCGACAAUGCGCUGGUCGUGCCGGUCGUCGCGGAUACGAUCUUUUGGGAAAUGUUGUGUUCUAUGGUCUUCCCAUGGACCGUAUUCAACGUUUGAUUCUAUCGAAGCUUCCUUCAUUAGGUGGAACCUUCCCACUGACCUCCACGAUGAUAUUACGGCUCUUUAACCUGCUGGAGGGUUCGAAGUAUGCACCAGUAGCUGUUAAGGCCAUAAAAAGCAUGCUGUCCCUUCCUCGCAUCGGCUUUGGAUCCGAUCUAGGGAGGCACCAGCUUCUCCAUCACCUGCGGUUCAGUAUUGAGUAUCUCAGGCGCAGCUAUCUUGUUAAUGAAACAGGAAAACCCAUGAAUCUCUUUGCAGUUGCAGCACACUUAUACUACACUGAACCAAGCAAUCUGGCACUCGUUACCCUGCUGCGGCAUGGUGCAUUACACAAAAUUAGCCGGCUGCCGAGUUUCGAUCUCGCGAAGCGAGAGUUCGUCCUCCUAAUGUGCCAUCUUUUCGGUCGACGUUACCUCUCGCCUGUCUUUGCCAAUCGCAGACAUCUUCAGGAACUUACCCGAAGAUAUCCAUCCAUGGUAAUUCUACCCCCAAUUUCAGACCAUGCACGAGCAAUCCUACAUCGCCAUGAUGAAGAAAUCCUUCGAAUCUUUACGGGAUACGCUCUUGCCUACGCAGAAGAACAUGAGGCUCAGAUCGGGCCGGGUACGCGACUGCCGCUCAGCAACGUGGACUACUCUAGAUGCGCUGAUGCUUCAUCAUCCCAAGUUAUCAAGUACCUCCAAAGUACUGCCAACCAUGUGGUUGCUCGCUCCAUUUUCGUCGCCACCUCAGGCCACUGCGAUCUUUUUGGAAGCAUCAACGAGCUUACCCAGACGGUUCGGCAGGGUCUCCAUCUCCACAAUCAUGCUAUACCCUCCAUGGAACACUUGAUUACUCAGGUUGACGAGGACAAUAGCUCCCAGCACGAUCUCAACGCCUAUCUUUUUGACUUUUACAUUCACGGUCAAGUGAAGACAUUGGAAACGGCGAAUGGCAUCAGACGAGGCGACAUCUGGUAUCUCUUACAAGAUUUCACCCUGACGCUUGCGACGGUCAAGGCGGCCUUGCAGCAGCUUUUGCUGAAAACGUCAAGCGAAGUUGCCUCUCAACGCGAUGACCUAGAAGAAGGUGGGGAAACCCACGCUGUUGACCCCGAUGAGGGUGACACAGAUGAAGACGACGGAGAAGAAUCCGAUUUCGUGAGGCCAUCGGCAAUUUCAAGUACUGACUGGAAGGUUUAUGAAGUUGUUCGCGAUGUGUACAAGGAAUUUAACGAGAAAUUCCGGGAUAUGUGGGCUUAA